Knipowitschia caucasica is the source of this 1107-nucleotide messenger RNA. The record is from the annotation of a GenBank genome assembly. Lineage: Eukaryota; Metazoa; Chordata; Actinopteri; Gobiiformes; Gobiidae.
AUGGCCACAGCGACAUGUCAGCUGUCAGAGGAGCAGUUCCUCUGCUCCAUCUGCCUGGACGUGUUCACCAACCCUGUGACUCUGCCUUGUGGACACAGCUUCUGGAGUGGGAGGAGGCAGGCAGUGGAACUGGGGUUGAUCGUAGAAUAUGGGGAAAUAUGGAGAGAGGCUGAAGAAGGACCCACUUCCAGGACAGAUGCUGAAAUCCUGGAGAUGAUCGCAGAGAGAGAACGCACCAUUCAGCAGCUGCGUCAACUGAUGGAGCUCAACGACAGAGAGGCUAAAGCCGAAAGAGCACACGGUGAACGAGCCUUCGCCGCUCUGAUCGAUUGUGUGAGGGGAGAUCUUGAUGCCUUCUUACAAUACAUGAACAGCAAGAGCCAGGCGACAGAGAACCAGGCAAAGGGCUGUGUAAAAGAGCUGGAGCGAGAGAUUUUAGAGUUAAAAACCAGCCCUGGAACCGCUGUAAGAGAUAUGAAAACCUUCAAUAUCCGUAAGCCGACUUUUGAAGGGACUGCGGCGAGGGCCAUGGCGGAGUUAGAACCAAAACUCAGUCAGAAAAUGAGUAGGGUUUUUAUCAGUGAGUUUCAAAGAGUCCAAAAAUACUAUAUCCGCGUUUUGCUCGACCCGGAGAAGGUACACCCCAGAUCGGCCAACCAACGAAAAAGCGCCGAUAAUAAUAAGCCGGAGUGUCGAUGUGUUUUAGCCGCGCAAAGUUUCUCUGCGGGGAGAUUUUACUUUGAGGUUGACGUCAGGGGGAAGUCCAAUUGGGCUCUAGGAUUGGCGAAGGAGCUGCACGUGGAAAGGGAGGUCGUGUUGAGCCCGCAGAACGCCUACUGGGUGAUAUGUAUGAGAAAUAAAACCGAGUGUUAUGCCCGUUCUGUGCCGUCUGUGCGGCUGGAGCUGAAAUCCAGGCCGGAAAAGGUGGGAGUGUUUGUGGAUUACGAGGAUGGCCUGGUGUGCUUUUAUGACGCCAAACAGGCAGGUCUAUUGCACACAUUCAGCGCGUGUGAUUUUGCCCACAAUAUUUGUCCGUUUUUCAGUCCGUGCCAGAACGACGGGGCGAAACUCCACACUCAGCCCGAUUCGCCAUGUGUGCUGCAGUAG